CACCGACGACAACAACAACAACAACAACAACAAUGGCUGCUCUUCGUGGGAUUCCUGCUUUUCACGUGGAUUAUCAACUUUUAUCAGGAGAUAUCCCUCUGCUCGGAGAUGGCGUCCGAGUUGCGCUUCGCUCUCAAGCGCAACCGCUCCAAAACGACAACGACAACAAGCCACAACAAUACACUCCGUACGUCCACCAGUUCCCGAGCAUCGCCGAAGGAUUCCGAACCGUCAUCCGAGCAUCGGUUCCAUCCGCUCGGCCCACCCUACGCACAGUACGAAUUCGAUCCGAAAGCGGUUGGACAAUAAAUCACACCCACAACAACAGCGUACUCGUAUAUUUACGCCACAAACACACUUAUUCAAUGUAGUUAUCGUAAAAAUCAUACCACGAAUGCAGCAGCAGCGCCAUGUUUACCCUUUUUUUUCGCAUGUAUCCGUACUAGAACAAUCUAGGUGUCAGAAAAGAGAAGCGCAUUUCCUUCGGUGCAUUUUGAAACAAUUUGUUCAUUUUUUCUAAACUGAAAAUAAGACUUGAAGUAAAUGUAUACUAACUUGCCCCUUUCCCGAUGAAUUUAUCUUAUUCCUUCUGAUACCAAUCUGUUUGUAACGAUUCUUCCCUGAACAAUAUGCUUAGAGAAAAUUGUAAAAAAAAAAACAUAUAAGCGAACAAAAUCUAGCGAAAUUCAUAUGAGAAAAA
Messenger RNA from Ochlerotatus camptorhynchus, 700 nucleotides. RefSeq lists its product as uncharacterized. The record is from RefSeq and is a predicted model, not a curated record. Lineage: Eukaryota; Metazoa; Arthropoda; Insecta; Diptera; Culicidae. The transcript is spliced from 2 exons. The annotation marks the transcript as partial.